GGCGGGGACGCGGCGGGGGCGGCGGCCAGAGGCACCGGGGAGCCGAGCCCGGCAGCGGGGCGGCCGGGAGGCGAGGGCUGCGCUCGCCGGGAACAAGGAACAAAAGGCUCCUGCCCGCCGACGGCGCCGUGCCCCGCGGGCUCCCGAGCCCCUUCCCCGAGAGCCAUGGCCCGCAAGGAGCCCGGCUGCGCCUGGGGGGUCCUGCUGACCCUCUGCAGCCUGGGCGCAGCCCAGCCCCGGCAGAGACAGGGCUAUUUGAUUGCGGCACCUUCUGUUUUCCGAUCUGGUGUUGAGGAAGCUAUAAGUGUGACCAUUUUUAACUCUGUCAAGGAGACAACAGUCCAGAUUCAGCUAGUUGUGAAAGGAGAAACUGUGUCAAGAGGCCAUGGAACAGUUCUGGAUAAAGGAACAAUCAAACUGAAGGUGCCUUCAGGACUUCGUGGACAAGGACAUCUAAAAGUCUGGGGCAACCGGCAUAUAGCAGAGGAAGGCUACAUUUUUCACAACUAUACCACAGUAACUAUUGAUAGCAAAGGAUCAUCAGUGUUCAUCCAGACUGAUAAACCUGUCUAUAAACCCAAACAGAAAGUGUUGAUAAACCUGUUUAUGGUUACUUCUGACUUGAGACCAACCAAUGACAAGAUUGAAGCCUAUGUAGUGGAUCCUCGGGGGUCUCGUAUGAUAGAGUGGAGCAAUUUGAAGCCAUUUUGUUGUGGCAUUGUAAAUAUGAGCUUUCCUUUGUCUGAUCAGCCAGUGUUUGGAGAAUGGCUCAUCUUUGCUGAAAUGCAGGGGCACACAUACAACAAAUCCUUUGAAGUUCAGAAAUAUGUGUUACCAAAGUUUGAGUUGCUGAUUGAGCCACCUCGCUACAUUCGCGACCUUUCAAAAUGUGAAAAAGGGACUGUCCAUGCCAGAUAUACAUUUGGAAAACCAGUGACAGGAAAGUUAAUUGUCAAUAUGACUAUAAAUGGUGUAGGGUAUUACAGGCAUGAAGUGGGACACCCUGUCCUCAAGACCACCCAGAUUGAUGGCUCUGCUGUUUUCGAUGUGUGUGUGAAAGACAUGAUGCCAGCUGAUGUUCCGGAACAUUUUCGAGGCACAGUCAAUAUCUGGGCCACAGUGACCAGCUCAGAUGGGAGCAAGCAGGUUACAUUUGAUGACUCAACACCUGUUCAGAAACAGCUAAUCGAUAUCAAGUACUCCAAGGAUACUAGAAAACAGUUCAAACCUGGACUGCCUUACAAAGGAAAGGUAGAAGUCACUUACCCUGAUGGAAGUCCAGCCAACAGAGUCACUAUUCGAAUUAAAGCCGAACUCACACCAAAGGACAAUGUUUAUACAAGUGAACUGGUAUCAAGAGAUGGCCUCGUGGAGUUUGAAAUCCCCUCCAUUCCUACAGCUGCCCAAUAUGUCUGGCUGGAGACCAGAGUGACAGCGAUUGAUGGGAAACCGUCUGGAGAUCAGUAUCUGCCAAACUACUUGUCCAUCAGUAGCUGGUACUCACCCAGCAAGUGUCACAUCCAGCUCCAAGCACCAGAUAAACCUUUCCAGGUAGGAGAGGAGGCUUGGAUUGCAGUGAAGUCCACCUGCCCUUGCAACUUCACUCUACAUUACGAAGUGGCAUCGCGAGGCAACAUUGUCCUUUCAGGGCUGCAGCCCAGCAACAUCACCCAGCAGAGGAGCAAGAGAGAGACCUUUCCCUUUGAGAAGAACAUUGACGUUGCACAUUUCCCAGGAACAGCACCUACUGGUACCCCUGCAGCAGAGGUUGAAGUCUGCAUGACAUUCCUCCGUUUCUCAGUAACUCAUAACAUGGCUCCCUUGGGCCGUCUUCUGGUGUAUUACGUCAGGGAGAAUGGAGAAGGGGUCACAGACAGCCUGCAGUUCCCUGUGAAGUCCUCCUUUGAAAAUCAGGUUGCGGUGACUCUUUCAGCAAAUGAGACCAAACCUGGUGAUGUUGUGAACAUCAGGGUCAGAGCUGCAAAAUCAAGCUGUGUUUGCAUUGCCACAGUGGAUAAGAGCGUCUACUUGCUGAAGACAGGUUUUCAGCUGACAGCCAGUCAGGUGUUUCAAGAACUUGCAGAGUAUGAUGUAUCUGAUGCUUUUGGAGCUCCAAAGGAGGAAGGGCACUUCUGGUGGCCAGGCAUGUCUUCCCGUAGACGUCGUAGAUCUUCUGUCUUUCCCUGGCACUGGGACAUCACCAAGGAUGCUCGCUUCGCAUUUACAGAAACUGGCUUGGUUGUAAUGACUGAUAUAGUCAGCUUAAACCACAGACAGAAUGGAGGCAUGUAUACAGAUGAGGCUGUCCCAGCUUUUCAGCCACAUACUGGGACACUGGUGGCUACAAUGCAUUCUAGAGCGGCACCAAGCAGAGCAGAGAAGAGGAAAAGAACCUUCUUUCCUGAAACAUGGAUAUGGCACUGCCUUAAUGUCAGUAAUGCAUCAGGAGAAGCAGAGCUGCGUGUGGAAGUGCCAGACUCCAUCACUACGUGGAUAACUGAAGCUGUGGGUCUGUCUGAAGAGAAGGGGUUGGGCAUUGCCAGUCAAACAGAACUGAAGACGUUUAAACCUUUCUUCAUUGAUUUUACACUGCCGUACCAUGUCAUCCGGGGAGAACAGACCAAAAUCCCAUUGACUGUUUAUAAUUACUUAGCUGUCUGCGUAGAGGUUCAUGUGAAGAUUUCAGUUCCAAAAGGUAUAAAGUUUGUUGGGCAUCCUGGGAAACAUCAUCUGACGAGAAAGAAGUGCGUUGCCCCCGGGGAAGCUAAACCCACCUCUAUUGUUUUGUCCUUCAACGAGCUUGGACUGAGCAACAUCACUGCAAAAGCUUUUGCUUAUGGUGGAACUAAUUGCUGUCAAGAUGGGAUGCAAACUUUAAAGAAUGGCAAGCACUCAGAGGACAGUUAUGUGGACAAAAGGACCCCAGUUGGAGUGGAUUAUGUUCGCAAUAGUGUUAUUAUUGAGCCAGAGGGACUGUCCAGAGAGUACACCUAUAGUGUGUUCUUCUGCCCAAAUGAGAAAAUUCACAUUUCUACACCUAAUAAAUAUGAGUACCAGUACAUGCAGAAACCUGCCCAGAUGACACACUUUGAUAUUGCUGUGAAAGCUCACAAUGAUGCUCACCUGGCCCUGUCCUCUGGUCCACAUGACAUGGCAGAGAUGACUGAGAUUGUUAUUGGUGGACAUCAAAAUACUAAAACAUGGAUUUCCAUCAGCAAAAUGGGUGAGCCAGUGGUCAGCAGAGACACAGCUGGUAUUCUGUCCUGGGAUGAAUUCCGCAGCUUCUGGAUCAGCUGGAAAAAUGGAAUUGUUCAGGUUGGCCAUGGUACUCGGGUGCUAAAUGAAUCUAUUAUUGUGGAGUGGACAGUCCCCAAACAGUUCGAGGUGAAGUACAUUGGCUUUUCCACAGGCUGGGGGUCAAUGGGAGAGUUUAAAAUUUGGAGAAAAGAAGAGACUGAUGAAAAUCACAAUGAAGCAUUUACUCUUGGAGUUCCCCACAACAUAAUUCCAGGAUCAGAAAGAGCUACGGCUUCAAUAAUAGGAGAUGUGAUGGGUCCUACAUUAAACAACUUGGACAAUCUUUUGCGAUUACCGUUUGGAUGUGGAGAGCAGAACAUGAUCCAUUUUGCUCCUAAUGUUUUUGUCCUGAAAUAUCUGCAGAAAACCAAGCAACUCAGUCAUGAGGUGGAGAGUGAAGCUACUGAUUACCUUGUUCAAGGCUACCAGCGCCAGCUGACCUACAAGAGACAAGAUGGUUCAUACAGCGCUUUUGGCGAGAGGGAUUCCUCGGGGAGUAUGUGGCUAACAGCUUUUGUCCUCAAGUCCUUUGCACAGUCUCGUGGGUUUAUUUUCAUUGACCCGAAGGAGCUAACAGCUGCCAAAGACUGGAUCAUCCAGCAUCAGAAAGAAGAUGGCUCUUUUCCUGCUAUGGGCAGGAUACUGAAUAAGGACAUUCAGGGUGGAAUCCAUGGUAAGAUCUCUCUGACGGCUUAUGUGGUUGCAUCUCUUUUGGAAACGGGUGUAACUUCUGAGGAAGAAAGAACAGCUGUUGACAAAGCAAAACACUUCUUAGAGUCCAACUUAUAUUCAGCAGAAGACCCCUACACUACCGCCUUGAUUGCUUAUGCCCUGACACUGCUGCACAGCCCCUCUGCUGCUGUGACGCUGCGGAAAAUGAACAGCAUGGCUAUUACACAAGAUGGCUUUACACACUGGAGUUUGACGGGAAGUCUUGUUACUGAUGAAGAUACCUUCAUGGGAUUUAAUGAUGGUCUCUCCCAAUCAGUUGUUUCUGCAGAAGUGGAAAUGACAUCUUAUGCCCUUCUGACAUACACGCUUCUAGGAGAUGUGGCCUCUGCACUACCAGUGGUAAAAUGGCUUUCACAGCAGAGGAAUGCACUUGGAGGAUUCUCGUCUACUCAGGACACAUGUGUAGCCCUGCAGGCUCUGGCUGAAUAUGCUAUCCUUUCUUACAUUGGAGGAGUCAACCUUACCAUUUCCUUGGCUUCUACUAAUCUAGACUACCAGGAGACAUUUGAGCUUAACAAAAUGAAUAAGAAAGUCCUCCAGACUGCAGUGAUACCCAGUAUUCCAACGGGGCUGUUUGUGAGUGCCAAAGGUGAAGGCUGCUGUCUGAUGCAGAUUGAUGUCACUUACAACGUGCCUGAUCCAAUUGCCAAACCAGCUUUCCAGCUCCUGGUUAACCUGAAGGAGCCAAAGUCAGAGCAGCAUCUUCAAGCUCCAAAUCUCCUGCGAUCUGUCUCUCCAGAUGAGAAUCGCUCUGAAACCUUGCACAGAGAGAGGGCAUUGGUGGAUGAUGAUGACCCAGCUUCAGAUCGGGAUCAUCAGGAAUACAAAGUUAUACUGGAGACGUGCACUAGAUGGCUGCAUUCUGGAUCCUCUAACAUGGCUGUUUUGGAAGUGCCAUUGUUCUCAGGGUUUCGUGCAGAUAUUGAGAGCCUAGAGCAGUUAUUGAUGAACAAGCAAAUUGGAUUAAAAAGAUAUGAAGUUGAUGGAAGAAAAGUCCUUUUUUAUUUUGACGAGAUUCCUAGCCAGUGCAUGACCUGUGUAAAGUUUCAAGCUUUCAGAGAGUAUAUAGUUGGGAAAACAGCUCCUGUUCCUAUCAAAGUGUAUGAUUACUAUGAGCCAGCUUUUGAAGCAACUCGUUUCUACAAUGUGAGUGAAAACAGUCCCUUGGCUCGGGAGCUUUGUGAUGGGCCAACGUGCAACGAGGUAGAGAGCUCAGCUAGCCAGUGGGUUGGCUUUUUUCACUCUGGACCAUGCAAUAAUAUUUUUGGCUGCUUGGAGGAUGAGUAUUUUGAGCAAUGUAUGUGUUCACGAGACUGUGGCUAUGAUGGGGAGCCUGUAUGUGGAUCAGAUGGACAGAUUUACCAGAACCAUUGCCAGAUGGAAGUAGCAUCGUGCAGGAAUAAUACGAGGAUAGAGCAGAUCCCCAUGUCACAAUGUUCUACGUCCAAGAAUUUGCCAGAAGAAAGGGAGACGCAAUCCCACACAGCUGAGCAACCCAGUGUACAACAAAUUCCAACAGCAGAGGAAGGCCCUCCACCACAGUCAGAUCUGUCAUAUUAUUCCUAUGAAUACGACCCGGACCCCUAUGCCUCUGAAGCUGACACUUUUGAGAUUGUGGCAGAGCUGACGACAGCAAGCACAUUAAAAGUGGACAAGAUUCAGGAAGCGGUGACCACAGUAGAAUGAAAUAUAUAAUUUAAAGAAAGAGAAGAGGCUCAGAAUCUACUCCUGUAUGAGUUUGUUCCAACAGACGACCUGCUGCAGAACAGAAACCGAAUGAUGACUACUUCCUGAUGCCCUCAGAACUGUAGGCUUUGCUGCCCCACGGGGGUGGAUCUGGAGCGCUAAGGGGGACACUCAGCAUUAUUCUUCUGUCAAUUUUCCUGCCUUUUGUGCAUCCUCCUAGGAGUACUUCCAAGGAUGGGAAGCCAAUAUACUGCGCCCUCUAGGUGAGAAAAAUAGGGGCUGGAAUUCAAACUUAUAGACCUUUUCAAAAUGUUUUCUCUAUUAUCAGGAUACUGCAAAUGCCAUUUCCUAGCUACAUUUAGAAGCUAAGUCCAGGCCUCGUGCUUAGCUGAACUGCUGUUUGAGGAAGGAUGGCUGAGGAGUUUUCUCUCAAAUUAUUAUAAUAAAAAUCAGUAUGUUUUGCUAAUUAUGACAUAAGAGGCUAAUCAUCUUCUCUAGCCUGUAAGUCUACUGUACCCACAAUUAUGUCCUACAAGAGGAAAAACUGCCCUAAUGCCUCCAUGUUCAGGAAAGAUGUUGGGAGGUCCAUUUCACAAGAGAAAACUCAAAUCCACUGUCAGACAGGGCUGAAAAGCUUCAGGUGGGGAGUUUGCUAGCCAUAGCAGUGACCAGGAUCUGGUGGGUGAGCCCUCUUCAUUUUGCACUAUGUGCUGAUGAGGUUUGCUUGCAGCCUUCUCAGCUCUGCAGCCCCUUUCCUCCUUGUAACCCUGACAUGAACUGACCCAAGGCGCAGUCCUUUUAAAUGCUCGCCUGACUUCACCAAUCACUUUUAUCCUGCUCCCACCAGCAUUCCCAUACAAUGAUUUCUUUUUCUGGAUAUGGUAAUCUAUGCAUAGGCCCUGGGCCUGCUUGCCAGUACAAAUCACUGGUGUCACAGAGACUGGACUCCCUUAGACUGACCUGCCCCAAGCAAUGUGGUAAAACUAAAAACAAAAGCUUUGUGUUUCCAAAAGUGCAUGAGCCAAGACUUUUUGGUUUCCCUUCCUGCCUGGAGCAGCAUUGUUCUCUUUGGAGGAGUUAGAUGCAAUUGCCUGUUGCAAAAUAGUGUUAAUAUUUUAUCUUCCACGUCUAUUGUUACAGGGACCCAGAGUGGGGUGGAAACUCCUUUUGAGGGUGUUUAUUGGUGAAUGGAAACAGGAAAAAGCCCAGCUCCAUUCAUUUUUAGGGCUUGUUUACACAGGAACCCUGACAAGAAUAUAUCCCAGUAUAGACAUUCCAUUCCAGAAUAAAAGCAAUUUUAUUCCAGAAAACUGUCUACAUGGGGACAAAACAGGAGGUAUCCCAGAAGUUGGGCAUUUGUAGUUUCCAGUCCUUUUUUGUCUGGGGCUAGAUAUAUGCAGAAUGUAACUGACACGAUGAAGGUCUGGGUCUUGAAGUUCUCAGAAAUUUCAGAACUGCUUUGUUGGCAAGUUACCAAGCCUUCCUUCGUGGCUGCUGUGAGCUCUCCUCACAGCAUCUUGACGUGGCUGUUGCCCGUAUGCACCCACUGCUUCUCAGCAGAGCUUUUUGCCACGUCUCUUCAGUGUGUAUGAACAGACCACGUCCUCACUGUGUCCCCACUGCACAGCAGAAGCACUGGUGGCUGCAUUCCUGUCUGGCAGGUAAAUAAAUGCCUUUAAACUAAAUUCCAUCUCCUGUAAGCAACUGGCCUGGCAGAUGCUAGCUAUUGUGUACACACACAGGACUGAGUCAAUAUUUAUUCCCUGGGUAAAUAACAGACCUAGUAUGAGCUGCAACAAGAGGUUGUUUUGUUGUUUCUUUUUUUUCCCCUUUUCUAAAUAUCAAAGCUGCACAAUACAAACCCUGCUGUUUGCUGGUUCCAGCCUCAGCUGUUUAAUGCUUCAAGGCUGGAGAAUGAGACAUUUGGUCACCCUGAUAAUGUCUGUGUGAAUGGCUUCCCACAGGAGAUGGGACCUGUGCUCAGGGUUCUUCAGCCUCCUGUCCUCUGUCACCUUCUGGCUUUAGUUUCCCUGUCUCAUUUAAUGCUUGUAGAUAGAUAUUUUAAGUAAUUUCAUAUUGCUUGAUCCUCUCAUAGAUCCAUGGGCAGUCAGACAGUGUCACCACUGGGCACAAGAAGAUGAAGGUAGGGAGAUUCAGCUUAGUAUUAAACAUGACUUCCUUCAUUUUCCUCAGUCUCUGUUACAUGUAAUCCACUAAUUCAAGAUACAAACAUCUCCCCAUUACUGCCAGCUAAAUUUCUCCUUGGUGCCAGCCUAUCAAUCGUGGCUUUGGUCUGUGGGCUCUCUGGGUGCCAGAGCACUCACCUGUUUGAGGCAGGGGAGUCUUGCUUCUGUUUUACCACUAGAAGAACUGACAAAGAGUCCUGGACCCCUAGCAGGCAGAGGCAGAGCAGCCUCAGUGUCCCUCAGCAAAGGCAGUUCUAAAUGGGACGCUGCAUGUGAGGUCAUGUGCCAGGUUUCCUGUACCCUAAAGCCUGACAUCACCUUGGGUGCUUCUUCACAGCUUUCAGGGAAAUCAUUAGUCCAUCGUCUCUUCUUCCUGCGUUCCUUAGGUACAUAUUGGCAGCUCUGCCUCCCCUCACUCCUGCCACCAAACUAGCUCCUUUCUAGAGUUAAAAAUCAGUCAUUUGAUUUAAGGAAUCAAAUAAAGGAACCUACAAAUACACACCUGUUUGCCUUUUCUCCCUUGUUACAGUAGUAAUGGAGCAGGUCUCUGUCCUCCUCUCCACCCCGGCUGCUGGUCCAUAGCUUUCCCCUGUCCCCAGGUUGUUGUUCCUGUUUCUUGUUAUCAUCAGUAAUUCUUAUCCAG
Messenger RNA from Cygnus olor (mute swan), 8544 nucleotides. RefSeq names its product C3 and PZP like alpha-2-macroglobulin domain containing 8 (gene CPAMD8). The coding region runs from base 166 to 5715 and encodes 1849 amino acids. Gene Ontology annotation, molecular function: protein binding; endopeptidase inhibitor activity. The transcript has 43 exons. Gene Ontology annotation, cellular component: extracellular region. The record is from RefSeq and is a predicted model, not a curated record. NCBI's taxonomy places the organism in Eukaryota, Metazoa, Chordata, Aves, Anseriformes, Anatidae.